Molecule: messenger RNA, 2315 nt
Organism: Bradysia coprophila
Lineage: Eukaryota; Metazoa; Arthropoda; Insecta; Diptera; Sciaridae
Gene: NAAT1
Product: Nutrient Amino Acid Transporter 1
Biological process (GO): sodium ion transmembrane transport; amino acid import across plasma membrane; nitrogen compound transport
Cellular component (GO): plasma membrane
Molecular function (GO): L-amino acid transmembrane transporter activity; amino acid:sodium symporter activity
Source: RefSeq, a predicted model, not a curated record
GUACUAAUCGUUUAGUCAGAGGUAGACCAUUGUCGAGGUUAGCUGACAUUGUAUUGAAAAGAAAUUAAUUUGACAAAAUUUUCCAUAUUUAAUUAUUGUUUUAAAAAAAUUUCACACAAAACAACGACGUUUUUUUUCGUUUAUCAUACAAUAACUCCUACAGUUUCUCGACACAGCUUUGUUUCUCGACGAGUAUAUUUAGGAAAAAAUCGACGGAAUUUAAACAUCGAUUUUAACUGCAAGUAAGGUCUGAUAUGGGAAAAAUUCAAGUGUUUAAAUGAGAUGAUGAUUUUGUAUGUGGAACUUUUAUGGAAAAGUAAUUAACUUUGAUAGUGGAUGCAGUGCUACUCUCACUCUAAUAAGAAACUGUUGCUCCAACUGAAGUGCUUAUCGAGACAAACAAAAAUUGUGCAAAUAAUAAGAAAACACAAUAUCCCCGAUGAUGGAUGAAAAAAACACAACUACUCAAGCUGUAGCUGAACAGCCCGAUAAUGGAGCCGAAGAAACUGAUAGUCCAGCAGCAAAACAAGAACGCAGGGAAUGGUCGAACAGUUUAGAGUUUCUGAUGUCUUGUAUUGCUACCAGUGUUGGCUUGGGAAAUAUUUGGAGGUUUCCAUUCACAGCAUACGAAAAUGGUGGAGGUGCAUUCCUCAUUCCAUACAUAAUUGUCUUAUUUUUAAUCGGCAAGCCUUUGUACUACCUUGAGAUGUUUCUCGGUCAAUUCACUAGUCGAAGUUCAGUAAAAAUCUACAACUUCUGUCCAGCGUUCAGAGGAAUCGGAGUUGGUCAAAUACUUGCUACAAUUUGUGUUGUUACCUACUAUACGUCUCUUAUCGCUCUGACGAUAUAUUAUUUUAUCUCGUCUUUUGCGAAGGAACUGCCGUGGUCAACAUGUUUGGAGGAAUGGGGACCUGAUUGUGUAAACUCGAGACCAAGAUUUUUCGGUAACAUAACUCCCCAUGCAGAUAACUCUACUGAACGACAAAGUAGUAGCUCGGAGAUAUAUUUUUUGCAAUACGUACUGAAGGAGAAAAGUGACAUAAGUGACGGUAUCGGUUGGCCUGAUUGGAAAUUAACUUUAUGCUUGUUGGGAUCUUGGGUCGUGGUGUGCCUUAUAAUUGUUAAAGGUGUCAAGAGUUCGGGGAAAGCUUCAUAUUUUUUGGCAUUGUUUCCAUACGUAGUUAUUAUAAUCCUGUUGGUGCACGCGUGCACGUUAGAAGGAUCGGUAAAUGGAAUUUUAUUCUUCCUCAAACCACAGUGGGGCGAACUACUGAAUGCAAAGGUUUGGCAUGCUGCAACUACACAACUAUUUUUUUCGCUCUCUACUGGUAUGGGACCUAUCAUAAUGUUCUCAUCUCACAAUAAGUUUUCUCAUAACAUUUAUAGAGAUGCUAUGAUUGUGACAACGCUGGAUACAUUUACGAGUUUAAUGGCCGGUCUGACUAUUUUCGCUAUACUGGGUAAUUUGGCCCAUAAUUUGGGAAUCGAAGAUAUUACAACGGUGAUUAAAUCAGGCACUGGACUAGCCUUCAUUUCAUAUCCUGAUGCAAUAUCCAAAUUUGAAGUAGUGCCUCAGCUCUUCGCAGCAUUGUUCUUCUUCAUGCUCUUCACACUCGGAGUGGGUUCCGCAGUGGCUUUGCAGAGUGCCAUUGUCACCGUUAUUGUUGAUCAGUUCCAUUGGAAACAUUGGAAAGUUGUGAUAGGCGCAUGUACCGGUGGCUUCCUUGUGGGACUGGUAUACCUUACGCCGGGCGGUCAAUGGAUGUUGAACUUAGUCGAUUACUACGGUGGCACGCUCCUUAUCUUUUGUCUAGCUGUUUUCGAAACAGCUGGAAUGUUUUGGAUUUACGGUCUGGAAAACUGUUGCUGGGAUAUCCAAUUUAUGACCGGUCGAAAAACGUCACUAUACUGGAGGCUAUGCUGGGCAUUCAUUACGCCUGUUCUGAUGGCCGUUAUUUUCAUUUAUUCCAUGGCUACGAUAAAACCACUACAAUACAGUGGCUGGGAUUAUCCUGUAUCGCUUACCGCGAUUGGUUGGGGCAUAUUUGGUCUCGGCAUCAUUCAAUUUCCCUUUUGGGGAAUAUGGCGCAUCGCACGAACGGCGAAACUAUCGACCUGGGAAGCAACAAAAGAGUCACUGAAACCGAAUAAAAAAUGGGGACCUGCCGAUCCGGAGAAAUAUUUGGAAUGGCAACAAUUUAAGAAAGAUGUCAAAGAAAAACGGAUAAAGGAAGCUGAAUUGAAACAGCAUUCAUAUUUGAGGCAAAAGUUGUACAUAUUCUUAGGAAAAUACAAAUAAAUUUUGAGUGAAAGUC